Molecule: messenger RNA, 1589 nt
Organism: Sclerotinia trifoliorum
Lineage: Eukaryota; Fungi; Ascomycota; Leotiomycetes; Helotiales; Sclerotiniaceae
Source: the annotation of a GenBank genome assembly
AAAACCUACAGACAAUAAGGAGCAUCUUUUAGGCGCUACUCGUCCACACUUUGUUGUUGCUACUCAGUCCUAAAAGUAGGUAUCUGGUCGUUCUAUGGCAGAGAUAACGAAUUAGAUGUUCAUGCGUUCAAUCAAGCCUUUCCCCGUACAUUGGCGUGCACAUGAAUCCAAAAUCAAGCAUUUAGAUAGGCACAAGAACCUUGUUCUGCGCCAUCAAAAACAUGACGCUUGUUCUUGCAAGACUGCAGGGGUUUUCUGAUAAGAGCAGGUUUAUCUUGGCUGUACAGAGUAAGCCCUUGUAACCCGUAAAACGUUGAAAUUCUUAGGAACAAGAACUCAAGGAAGAUAGAUGCGGAACCUUAUUGGGUAGAUAUUUCAGGACGUGGACUCGUGGAGUCUAAAUAUGGCUGUCAUGAUGUAGAGGAACUGAUUAAUAUGGAGAUCAAAGUGCGGACGACUGGGGAAGCAUCUUACAUCAUGAUGCAUUAACUGCGAUGCGACGUCGAAGCUGGACGCAAAGUUCAUGGAGACCAACAAUCAAGCAGGUUCGUAUCAUAAGUAAUUGUGAUGCAAGUUCUAGGGGAAAUGUUCAAGUAUAAGAAGUCUUGUUCCUCCUCUUGAUUCCUCGUUAUUUUUCAUCAUCAGCACAUCAAGCAUCGCCCUUCAACCUGUCGACUCAAACAGACAACAAGUGAGUUCACCAUACUAAGAUUUGCCUAACCAUGGCUCAGCGGAUUCUAACAUUUGAUAUAGACCAACGCCACAAUCUAUCACUUCAAUCAAUCAUCAAUCAUGGGUCUUGGACAAGAUAUCAAGGAGUUUGGAGAGAGCGAAAUGCAACAAGGUGGAAAUAACGGAAACAACAUGGGAAGCAACAUGGGAAACGAUAUGGGAAAUGGUAUGGAAAACGGUAUGGAAAACAACUCCAACGGUAUGGGAAACAACUCCAACGAUAUGGGAAACAACUCCAACGGUAUGGGAAACAACUCCAACGGUAUGGGAAACAACUCCAACGGUAUGGGAAACAACUCCAACGGUAUGGGAGGUAGCACCAAAGAUACCAUGGUAGACUCUGGUAUGUUUAACCAUCUAGCUACUCUGUGCUCAUUGGAUUCUGACGUUUUCUUUUCGCAUUAGCCGUCGACUCAUUUGCAAGCAAGGAGGGAGUGCCUUCCCAAUUGGACUCCGGGAUCAACAACAUUGUCAAUAAUGAAGCCGACAACUUUUAGACAUCUAUAGCUAUUUUAAUGAUUAAUGUCGGACAAGCACGGAUAUGGGCUGGAGUUUUUUGGAAGGUUGUGUAAUUAAUUACCAUACGCGCUGGAUCAAUAUAUCAUAAACUUCAUCAAAGCUACUUGCAUUCUUUUUUUUGUACAUUUCAGUGUUCCUUCUCCAACUUUCAUUCGAUAUAUGUUUAUGCUGGCUUGAGAUCCAAAUCCAAGUGAGGUAAAAUGCCAAGAUGGCCAAGAUGUAGCCAAGAAUGCUAGCUACUGUUUUCUGUCGGGAUCUAAGAAGAUUCUCUUUUGAUUACUUCGAUUCCGGCCAGCCAUGUUGAACCGCCACCGUUCGGCUCUCAGAACUAGGUAUAU